GUCUGAAAAUGUUUUUUUGAUGACACUGCGGUGGUAGUAGUUAGUAAGCAGCAGUGCUGUGUUCAACUACUUGUGGAAACUUGGAAACUCGGAAAUUUCCGACUUGCUAACUAGUUAUAGUUAUACACGUGCCGUGUUGAACGACUCAUCAAGUCGGACAUUUCUAAGUGUCAUAGUUCCGACUAGCAUUUUAACGCGGCCUAAGCAGGCAAGCACCCCUCACGAGCGAUCUAUUGUGAUCAUCGGUUCGCACAACUGGUAUGUUCUCCUACCGAAAAGGGAACGGAACACUCGCUACUGCUUCUUUUCCACCAGGGUUAUAACUUCGAAUCCUCAAUAGUCAUGCUGGAAGCAACACCUUCGCAUAUUUAGGCGACAUUAUCGGAGAUAAUAAACUAGUACACGCAGACAACAAAUUAUUCCUCUUUUUACGGCGUGUGGAAGGACUGCAUCCGGCCUGAAAAGAAACUCCGGGGACAGGGAUACUGGUCGGAACAACGCACAUCGUUUCUGACCUCCUCUGCCAGAGAGCUCCAUGGAGAAGAUGAAGCGGUUUAGAAGGAGGCUGUCCCAGACUCUGAGAGGGAGUCAGACCAUCGAUGAGUCUCUGUCUGAACUGUCUGAACAGAUGACCAUAGAGGAGAACGGCGUCAAGCACAGCGGUGAGGGGACCAUGGUGCAUAACGGUCACGAACUUCCCCCUUCGGCCCACAGUGUUCACUCCUUCCUGCACCAGUACACUAGUUCCUUCAAGAAGCCCCCUCUGCGGAGACCCCAGAGCGUCAUAGGUGGAGGAGGGCUAGGGUCUUUCAUGGCCGUGCAACGCAACGGCAGCCGCCUCGACAUCGUCCAUGAGAAUAUGAAGAUGGGUUCUGAUGGAGAGAGUGAUCAGGCAUCAGGGACCAGCUCAGACGAGGUUCAGUCACCCACAGGGGUGUGUCUGAGGAACAGGGGCAACCGACGCAUCUCUGCAGAGGACCUGAACAAGCGUCUGUCCUUACCUGCUGACAUCCGUAUUCCAGAUGGUUACCUGGAGAAACUACAGCUCACCAGCCCCUCCUUCGACCAGCCCCUCAGCCGCCGCUCCCGAAGAGCAUCAUUGUCUGAAAUUGGAUUCGGCAAGCUUGAGACAUACAUCAAACUGGACAAGUUAGGAGAGGGAACGUAUGCUACAGUGUUUAAAGGAAGGAGUAAACUGACAGACAACCUGGUGGCUCUGAAGGAGAUCAGACUGGAGCACGAGGAGGGAGCACCUUGCACUGCUAUCAGAGAGGUGUCCUUACUGAAGGACCUGAAACAUGCCAACAUAGUGACCCUGCACGACAUCAUCCACACAGACAAGUCCCUGACGCUAGUCUUCGAGUACCUGGACAAGGACCUGAAGCAGUACAUGGACGACUGUGGGAACAUCCUGAGCAUGCAGAACGUCAAGAUAUUCUUGUUUCAGAUCCUGCGAGGUUUGUCCUACUGUCACAAACGGAAGGUUCUACACAGAGAUCUGAAGCCUCAGAACCUGCUCAUCAACGAACGAGGAGAACUCAAACUGGCCGACUUCGGUCUGGCCCGGGCCAAGUCAGUCCCCACGAAGACGUACUCCAACGAGGUGGUGACGCUCUGGUACCGACCUCCUGACGUUCUACUGGGAUCCUCGGAGUACUCCACACAGAUAGACAUGUGGGGUGUGGGCUGUAUAUUUUAUGAGAUGGCUGCCGGGAGGCCUCUGUUCCCUGGCUCUACUGUGGAGGACGAACUGCACCUCAUCUUCAGACUGCUGGGAACACCCUCAGAGGACAGCUGGCCUGGCAUCUCCUCCAUGGAGGAGUUCAAGUCCUACAAGUUCCCCAAGUACAAGACACAGCCCCUCAUCAACCAUGCUCCCAGGUUGGAUACUGAUGGUAUUGAACUGCUGCUGUGCUUUCUCAAAUACGAGUCCAAGCAGAGGAUGUCUGCAGAUGAGUCGAUGAGACAGCCCUACUUCAGGAGCCUGGGGACACAUGCAAACACACUGCCAGAGAGCAUAUCCAUAUUCACCCUGAAGGAGGUUCAGCUGCAGAGAGAUCCAGGCUAUAGGAACUCGAACUAUCCUGAGUCAGGCAAUGGCAAGAACAGAAGGCAGAGCAUGCUCUUCUAAAGACUCAGAACAGUGGUGUGUUCAACAGAGGAGGAUGUCCUACCUACCUGAAGAGUUAUACAGACAGAGGUGGUUCAGUCCCAGAGAUGGUUGUCCACAAGGGGCCACAGGGGAGGGUAGGAGGACCAGCCCUCUGUGCAGCCACCCUUUCUGCAAGGGGCCCCUAUCUACAGUACUGUUGGACCCCUGGGGGCCCAAGCCAAUGUGAAACUGGCUAAAAAUAGAGAUGUUUAUACAUUUUAUAUUUAUUGGGGAUAAGAGAGAGUUUGCUGCUACAAAUCCAACUACUGUCUAGAAGAUUCUAACUGGCUCAGUCACUUUAAAAGAAAACAACAUGCACUGUGUACAGAUGUUUUAUUAUUUGGAAGGGGUGGCAUUUGUUUUGCUUGUUGUGGUUUUGUCCAUUGAUUUCCAUUAUUUCCACCUCAACACUCCAACUGUGACAGACAGACAGACAAACAGAGUUCUUUGCUGUACCAGAGUCUUGACGUUUUGGGAUUUUCUCUUUUCUGUUGCUGUACGUGGUGCUGUAUUCAAACACCAACCUCCAUAUUUCUGGACCAUUCAAUACAUAUCACAAGAUACUGUUGAGGCCAGUACAGCCCCAGUGGAUGGUGACGAUCGUAGCGAUUGUUCUAUCUCUAUGGUGACCAUAUCCACCUGUUGCCAACGUGAAAGACUGUACCUCAAUUUUGAUAGAAGGUAUGGGAGCAGUGAUCGGCUCGGUGAAAAAUGGUUCACAUAGUUGUUAGUAGGUACAGUUGAAGUUGGAAGUUUACAUACACCUUAGCCAAAUGCAUUUAAACUCAGUUUGUCACAAUUCAUGACAUUUAAUCCUAGUUAAAAUGCCCUGUCUUAGGUCAGUUAGGAUCACCACUUUAUUGUCAGAAUAAUAGUAGAGACAAUGAUUUAUUUCAGCUUUUAUUUCUCCCAUCACAUUCCCAGUGGGUCAGACGUUUACAUACACUCAAUUAGUAUUUGGUAGCAUUGCUUUUAAAUUGUUUAACGUGGGUAAAAGGUUUUGGGUAUCCUUCCACAAGCUUCCCACAAUAAUUUGGGUGAAUUUUGGCCCAUUCCUCCUGACAGAGCUGGUGUUACUGUCAGGUUUGUAGGCCUCCUUGCUCGCACACACUUUUUCAGUUCUGCCCACAAAUGUUCUAUAGGGUUGAGGUCAGGGCUUUGUGAUGGCCACUCCAAUACCUUGACUUUGUUGUCCUUAAGCCAUUUUGCCACAACUUUUUGGAAGUAUGCUUGGGAUCAUUGUCCAUUUGGAAGACCAUUUGCAACCAAGCUUUAACUUCCUGACUGAUGUCUUGAGAUGUUGCUUCAAUAUAUCCACAUAAUUUUCCUCCCUCAUGAUGCCAUUUAUUUUGUGAAGUGCACCAGUCCCUCCUGCAGCAAAGCACCCCCACAACAUGAUGCUGCCACCCCCAUCCUUCACGGUUGAGAUGAUGUUCUUCAGCUUGCAAACCCCCCCCCUUUUUCCUCCAGACAUAACGAUGGUCAUUAUGGCCAAACAGUUCUAUUUUUGUUUUAUCAGACCAGUGGACAUUUCUACAAAAAGUACGAUCUUUGUCCCCAUGUGCAGUUCCAAACCAUAGUCUUGCUUUUUUAUGGCGGUUUUGGAGCAGUGGCUUCUUCCUUGCUGAGCGGCCUUUCAGGUUAUGUCGAUAUAGGACUCAUUUUACUGUGGAUAUAGAUACUUUUCUACCGGUUUCCUCCAGCAUCUUCACAAGGUCCUUUUGGUGUUCUAGGAUUGGUGCGAAAAGUGCAAAUCAAAGUACGUUCAUCUCUAGGAGACAGAAUGCGUCUCCUUCCUGAGCAGUAUGAUGGCUGCGUGGUCACAUGGUGUUUAUACUUGCGUACUAUUGCUUGUACAGAUGAACGUGGUACCUUCAGGCGUUUGUAAAUUGCUCCCAAGGAUGAACCAGACUUGUGGAGGUCUACAAUUUUUUCCUGAGGUCUGCUUUUGGCUGAUUUCUUUUGAUUUUCUCAUGAUGUCAAGCAAAGAGGCACUGAGUUUGAAGGUAGGCCUUGAAAUACAUCCACAGGUACACCUCCAAUUGACUCAGGUUAAUUGACAUCAUUUAUCAGAAGCAUCCAAAGGCAUGACAUAAUUUUCUGUAAUUUUCCAAGCUGUUUAAAGGCACAGUCAACGUAGUGUAUGUAAACUUCUGACUCACUGGAAUUGUGAUACAGUGAAAUAAUCUGUCUGUAAACAAUGGUUGGGAAAAUGACCUGUGUCAUGCACAGAGUAGAUGUCCUAAGCGACACGCCAAAACUAUAGUUUGUUAACAAGAAAUUUGUGGAGUGGUUGAAAAACGAGUUUGAAUGACUCCAACUUUAGUGUAUGUAAACUUCCCACUUCAACUGUGUAUGUAAUGUAGUAGUGGAGCUUCUACCCUAAUGCUCCCAACCAAGAUUUAGAAACCCGUACUGGUUAGAUCCAGAGGGAAGCCGUUAAGGAGAACAUUGAGACUGUCUGGACGAUUCCUUUGUGACGUCAUAUCAUUCCAGAAUGAUGUGGCCUCUUGUCAUCAUGACUCAUGACCAAUGAAUGAACAAAAGCAGUAUGCCAGAGAUUUGGCUGUGGAAUUUAUGAUAUGUGCAUUACAGGACGAUGUCAAAUAUCUGACUUUUAUUUUUAUUCUUCAGAACACCCCAGAGGUAUUGGCCAUGUUCCAGGUCACCUACAUUGCGGUUGAGUUGCUCAGGUUGUUAGAUUAAUAAUUUGUAUUGAUGAGGGUUCCUGCAAUAUGAAAUACUACGUACUCAUUUGCAGAGAACAGAUCCAACUGGUCAUAGAUAAGGAAGUAGUGUAUAUAUAUUUUUAAAUUGCAGUAUAUCUAUAACUGAACAAUCUGAUUAUCUGUGCAACAGGACUGCACUGUAGGUGACCUGGAACAUGGCCACUACCACCACAUGAUGACAGUGUCCUCUUCUCCGCUCCUCUCUAUUGCACCAUGCUUCCUGUGUCUGUCGUGAAGGGUAUGUGAGCGGAGGUCAAAUCUCACUGUCAAACCAGGCCAGAUGGACUGAAGAGGUGUGAAUUACCGACAGUUAUGUUUCUACUCUGCCAUCCAUUCUCAUCCUACUUCUCUCAUCCUACCUUCAAACAACCAACUGGAAAUCAGUUCCUUGUUUUGGAUAGCUUUUAUCGUUGUGUUGGUUGCUCUGCAUGGGGAAAAGAGGAACAUACAGUGACUGAACCCCUCAGUCCGUAAUAGCUCCCUAUUCCUUAUAUCAUUCCAGGAAAUCAGUCCCUUCUGGGUAGUGUAACUUAUAAAAAAAUAUUUUAUUUAGCCUAAUUUUAACAUUUUGUAAUGAAGAGCACAUGUUCAAUUUAAUAUAUUUUGUAUUUUUUAAAUCCUAUCUGAAAAAAAUACUUUUAAGUGCUAAAUAAAGUAACAGGGCUGACUGUAACAGGGUUGAUGAUUUCAACUUAAAUCAGCCAGAAACCCCUUGUGACAGGAGGAAUGGAAGAUUUUGUUGCAUCAAAAAAUAUUUAAUUGUUAAAACACUUCUAGCCUAUCUACGGAUAAUGACAGGGUUGACGUGUUAUGCUCGACCCGCUUAGUUUUCCACCACAAAACACCAGAAAAAUGGAGGGUUGACCUUAAAAUGAAUCACUAGUCUCAUUUAAAUAAAUAAUAAUCUUCAGAAAUGAUUGUCAAAGCAACAAAAUAACUAGUACUUUACAACCUGAUCCUAGACCUGCACUCCUACCCUACUCUGAGCUGCCUCAUGUUGCUGUAGCAGUGCUGAUCUUGGAUCAGUUUUACCUUUUCAGAUAAUAUUCAAUGAGAUUACGUGGAAUGGGUGGACGUGGUCCUAGACCUGCCCUCCUACUCUGAGCUGCCUCAUGUUGCUGUAGCAGUGCUGAUCUUGGAUCAGUUUUACCUUUUCAGAUAAUAUUCAAUGAGAUUACGUGGAAUGAUUGGACGUGGUCCUAGACCUGCACUCCUACUCUGAGCUGCCUCAUGUUGCUGUAGCAGUGCUGAUCUUGGAUCAGUUUUACCUUUUCAGAUAAUAUUCAAUGAGAUUACGUGGAAUGAUUGGACGUGGUCCUAGACCUGCACUCCUACUCUGAGACGCUUUGUGAAUACGGGGCUCAGCUCUCUUAGUGGACACAGUACGGAGUCUACUGUGGUCUAUUUAACAGUGUUUACAUACCAGAUGUUUGGUAUGAUAUUAAUACUUUAACGUUAUUUGUGGGUAAUUAUUAUUAGUGUGGCAUGUCGUGAAGGGAUGUCUCCUUUUAUAUUUGAGAUUUUUUCAGAGAAGGAAAAUUAAACUGAGGAUGAAUAAUA
Messenger RNA from Salvelinus fontinalis (brook trout), 6441 nucleotides. Its product is annotated as cyclin-dependent kinase 17-like. Gene Ontology annotation, cellular component: nucleus; cytoplasm. NCBI's taxonomy places the organism in Eukaryota, Metazoa, Chordata, Actinopteri, Salmoniformes, Salmonidae. The coding region runs from base 536 to 2131 and encodes 531 amino acids. Gene Ontology annotation, biological process: protein phosphorylation. Gene Ontology annotation, molecular function: ATP binding; protein kinase activity. The transcript is spliced from 16 exons. The record is from RefSeq and is a predicted model, not a curated record.